UCUGCUCUAGGAUGCUGCGGCAGGUUCUGCACAGGGGCUUGAGGACGUGUUUCUCCCGGCUUGGCCACUUCAUUGCCAGUCACCCGGUCUUCUUUGCUUCGGCGCCGGUGCUCAUCUCCAUCCUGCUCGGCGCCAGCUUCAGCCGCUACCAGGUCGAAGAGAGCGUGGAGCACCUGCUGGCGCCCCAGCACAGCCUAGCCAAGAUCGAGCGCAACCUAGUCAACAGCCUCUUCCCGGUCAACCGCUCCAAGCACCGGCUCUACUCGGACCUGCAGACCCCUGGGCGCUACGGCCGGGUCAUUGUCACCUCCUACCAGAAAGCCAACAUGCUAGACCAGCAUCACACGGACCUGAUCUUAAAGUUGCAUACUGCAGUGACCAAGAUCCAGGUUCCAAGGCCUGGAUUUAACUAUACAUUUGCCCACAUAUGUGUCCUGAAUAAUGAUAAGACUUGCAUUGUGGAUGACAUAGUACACGUCCUGGAAGAGCUAAAGAAUGCUCGGGCCACCAAUCGGACCAAUUUUGCUAUCACAUAUCCGAUCACUCACUUAAAAGAUGGAAGGGCUGUCUAUAAUGGGCACCAACUCGGAGGUGUCACUGUGCACAGCAAGGAUCGGGUGAAAUCUGCAGAGGCCAUUCAGCUUACCUACUAUCUGCAAUCAAUCAACAGUCUCAAUGACAUGGUAGCUGAGAGGUGGGAGUCCAGCUUCUGUGACACUGUCAAACUAUUCCAGAAAUCCAACAGCAAAGUCAAAAUAUACCCGUACACAUCCUCAUCACUGAGGGAAGAUUUCCAGAAGACCAGCCGUGUAUCAGAACGUUACCUGGUCACCAGCCUGAUCCUGGUAGUCACCAUGGCUAUUCUGUGCUGCUCUAUGCAGGACUGUGUCCGCAGCAAACCCUGGUUAGGCCUACUUGGGUUGGUGACCAUAAGCCUAGCCACUCUCACUGCAGCCGGAAUCAUCAAUCUUACUGGUGGAAAAUACAACUCCACCUUCCUGGGAGUCCCUUUCGUCAUGCUAGGUCAUGGAUUAUACGGGACUUUUGAAAUGUUAUCCUCGUGGAGGAAAACCAGAGAGGACCAACAUGUUAAAGAGCGAACUGCAGAAGUCUAUGCAGACUCCAUGCUCUCCUUCUCUCUCACCACUGCCAUGUACUUGGUCACCUUCGGCAUCGGGGCCAGCCCUUUCACGAACAUUGAGGCAGCCAGGAUUUUCUGCUGCAACUCCUGUAUUGCAAUCCUCUUCAACUACCUCUAUGUACUCUCAUUUUAUGGUUCCAGCCUUGUGUUCACUGGCUACAUAGAAAAUAAUUACCAGCAUAGUAUAUUCUGUAGAAAAGUUCCAAAGCCUGAUGUAUUACAGGAGAAGCCAGCAUGGUAUAGGUUUCUUCUGACGGCUAGAUUCAGUGAGGAAACAGCUGAAGGUGAGGAAGCAAACACCUAUGAGAGUCACUUAUUGGUAUGUUUCCUCAAACGCUAUUACUGUGACUGGAUAACCAACACCUAUGUCAAGCCUUUUGUAGUCCUCUUUUACCUUAUUUAUAUUUCCUUUGCCUUAAUGGGCUAUCUGCAGGUCAGUGAAGGGUCAGACCUUAGUAACAUCGUAGCAACUGCAACACAAACCAUUGAGUACACUACUGCCCACCAAAAGUACUUUAACAACUACAGUCCUGUUAUUGGGUUUUACAUAUAUGAGUCCAUAGAAUAUUGGAACUCUAGUGUCCAAGAAGAUGUUCUAGAGUACACUAAGGGUUUUGUGCGGAUAUCCUGGUUUGAAAGCUAUUUAAAUUAUCUUCGGAAACUCAAUGUGUCCACUGACUUGCCUAAGAAAAAUUUCACAGACAUGUUGAGGAAUUCCUUCCUGAAAGCUCCUCAAUUUUCACAUUUUCAAGAGGACAUCAUCUUCUCUAAAAAGUACAAUGAUGAGGUUGAUGUAGUGGCCUCUAGAAUGUUUUUGGUGGCCAAGACUAUGGAAACAAAUAGAGAAGAACUUUAUGAUCUCUUGGAGACUCUGAGGAGGCUUUCAGUCACCUCCAAGGUGAAGUUCAUUGUCUUUAAUCCGUCUUUUGUGUACAUGGAUCGAUAUGCCUCCUCUCUGGGAGCCCCCCUGCACAACUCCUGCAUCAGUGCUUUGUUCCUGCUCUUCUUCUCGGCAUUCCUGGUAGCAGAUUCGCUGAUCAAUGUCUGGAUCACUCUCACAGUUGUGUCUGUGGAGUUUGGAGUAAUAGGCUUCAUGACAUUAUGGAAAGUCGAACUGGAUUGCAUUUCUGUGCUAUGCUUAAUUUAUGGAAUUAACUACACAAUUGACAACUGUGCUCCACUGUUAUCCACAUUUGUUCUAGGCAAGGAUUUUACAAGAACUAAAUGGGUUAAAAAUGCCCUGGAAGUGCAUGGGGUAGCUAUUUUACAGAGUUACCUCUGUUAUAUUGUUGGUCUAUUUCCUCUUGCAGCUGUGCCUUCAAAUCUGACCUGUACACUGUUCAGGUGCUUGUUUUUAAUAGCAUUUGUCACCUUCUUUCACUGCUUUGCCAUUUUACCUGUGAUACUUACUUUCCUGCCACCCUCUAAGAAAAAAAGGAAAGAGAAGAAAAAUCCUGAAAACCGGGAGGAAAUUGAGUGUGUAGAAAUGGUAGAUAUUGAUAGUACUCGAGUGGUUGACCAAAUAACCACAGUGUGAUAGUGUCUGCUUCAUAUAUUUUCACCCCAGGUCUUACCAAGAACAAAAGGCUUAUGUUGCUGAAAUAAUUAAAGUCAAAGUUGUUCUGUUAAAAAAAAAAUAAGAAACAGACAUGGGAAAAAGGCAAAAGGUGAGGAUAAUGGGUGUGGCAUCUUUAAAAUUUUUAAAGCAAAAGGGUUUCUAUGAUAAUUUACUUACACACACACACACACACACACACACACACACACACAAACAUGACACGUAGUAUUUUAAGAAAGAUCAAGCAAAGGAAUGCUUAUUAAUAAACCUGAUCCUAUUUUACCUACAUUGCACAUAUUACUGAUAUUGUAAUAAGAUGCAACUGAUUGCAAGGUCAGCUGUUAUGACAAAUAUAGGUUUAAGCAUUGUUCAAACAACAAGGUUUUCUAAACUUCUAUCGAGAAGUACCUCUACAUAGGUUCUGUCAUUUGAGGUCUUCAUUGUUUCAUCUAGCACCUCAACACUCAAGGAGAUUCUGUGAAAGUUCUGAUCAGCAAGAGGAAGCCAGAACUUUUAAAGCAGAUGUGAUAGACUGAAUAUCAUCCACAAAUUGAAAUUGAGUGUCACCCCCAAAUUCUCUUAGGUGAGCCAAGUUUAUUUUUUCUUGAAUGAACUUGUCAUAUUCCUCCACUGAUGCACAUUUUAACACCUGUAUGGUUUAGUUAAUGCACCCAGAAAUCCAUGACAGCUCCAGCAUUACAGAACUGGGGCAAUUCAAUUUCAGAAUAUCUUGUUACCUGUCAUGAAAAGGGUCUACUUUAUUAGUUAUAGCCCUUGGCAGGAACCUCUGAGGGUACAAAGCCACAGAGUCAAGCUGAAAUAUCUGGCAUGUUGGAAGAAAAGCAGGUAUCUAUUUGAACAUACAGAGUAUUUCUAUAUUACCAAAAAAGAAAAGCCAGCUGGUACAGAUGUUUGUGGUUUGGCCCUACAUGCACUUUCGCAUGGAUGCCCAGAAACAACAUCUGUCCCAAAAUAACAUCUGCCCACAUAUAUGAGGAAAAGGAAAUAAACACCAAAAUGGUUAUUGGCCAACAAGUGCCAGAAAUUUUUUUUAUUAUUAUUAUUUUAGCUAUGUGAUGAGUUCUACUUGACUUAGUAGAGAAAAGGAAAACCUUUGAUAAGACUAAGACUUGGCAAUGAGAAACUUUAUAAAAGUGCUUGGAGAUAAAGGGCUCAAAGGAAAAAUAGGUGGAAUUUCCUGGAUAGGAAUAAUCACCAGUAUAAAUCAAUCCAUAACAGCAGCCAAACUUCCCUGCUAAACUGGCUGUACCGCCCCUCCCCUAAAAUGCCUUUUUGCUAUCUCUCUACUUCAUUAUAAGGCUCUCUGUACAUUAACAUGCCCAGAUAUUUAUACAGUUGAACAGUUGUAUCUACAAGGGCAAUGAUUCAUCGAUCUAAACAAUGACAGUUUGAUCUGAAGGGGGGGUAUGUGUGCUGCCCUCAGACCCCUGUAUUUCUUUAAAUCCAUAAAAAUUAAGCCAAAUCCUGGGUUACAUUUGAGGCAAACUGCUACAAUGUCUUUCCUUUUUAAAGAUGUAGCUUCUUUAGUCACCUAUAGUGGUAAGCAUUUCCAAAAGGCAUAUUACCUUUCAGGACUUUAGCAGACAUAUUAUACUACUUCCUCAUUCUCCACAAUGGGUGAAACAGACCUUGAAAAAUGAAACUGACCCAGGUUACACUACUAUAGGAGUUCCAUCAUUUCAACAUGCUGAAGACACAGCAGGACAAUUGUAUAUUUUCCUGUAGGUAGCUACUACCCCUUAAAGUUCAUACAUAAGGUGGGAACAUAAGGCUUCAUUGGCUAUGGAACAAACAUAUGUCUUUAAUGUCUGGAAUAAAAACACUUUGGAUUAAGUUUGGCUAUUAUCCUUCUAAACAGCAAAAAUGGCCAAAUGAUUGUGAUGUAAUCACAGCAAGUGAUAAUCUGUGCUUUUGCUCUCAUGUGCUUUUGUCCAAAAAGUUCUAACAAAUAUUCUAAUUUCUCAGUCUCCCCUGCAGACACAUUAAGCAGUCAUAGUAAUGUCUUUGUUCACGGAACAAGAAGAGGAGGAGUUUUAAAUCUAAAGACAAGUAUAUUCUUCACAAAAUGGCAAGUUUGCAUACUAGAUGUUCAAUCAGUUCUCUCUCUUAUGGUCCUGCAACCAGGAUAUUAUUUAUUAAAAAACAACUGAAGAAGGGAUUGGCUUUAUUCUUAAAUUAUAUGCUGCUAAACUGUUUUCUGAACAGUGUGUUCUAAACCUGCCAUUGAUUUAGUGUCAGCCAUGUGAAACAUCUCAGCUUAGUGAAUUCACAAAACUGACCCAACACAUGCACCAAUUAAAUGGAUUUUGUUGAGAAUUUAAUCAUCAAUUUGGUCAACCAGAAUGACUUACUGUGGAACUUUGUUUUAUGACACUUAGUAGUUUUCCAACUUGAUUGAGUCUCAGUGUAUCUUGAGAUGUUGUAUUUUUAAAUGGAGGGUAUUUUCAAACUUGUCACAUUCUCCAAACUUGUCACCUUCUCUUUUCAGCACUUGAAAUUAAGGUUUAUGAAAUUCUGACUGUAAAAUGAAUUUUUCUAUUGGAGGACUGCAUGCCAAAAGUUAUUUAUUGUUGAGCAAUUAUUAUGUAUUUGUUCAUAUUUAUUAUUGAUUAUUAAUAGUGAUCUGACAGCAUCAGUCUAACUUCACCAUGGAGAUGACACUGUAGAAAUAGCUCAAAAAAUUUUAAGUCUUCAUAAAAUUUCCCUUUUUAAAUUGCUAAAAGGGAAGGAAUGAUCUCAGCAAAUUAUUUUUUCUUUUAAUUAAUUCCAACCAAGACAUUAAUGUUCACUUUACCAAAGAAACAUAUUUGGUUGGUUUUAAGUUAGUGUUUGGUGUCCAUUUACCAAAGAAAAUGUUCCAUCAUCAAAAUAUUUUUCCUGGUCAACUAAACUACUGUGAUGUUUGGGCCUUCUGAACGAAGAUAAGAAAAGCCAAGGUAAGAGGAAUAAUAUUCUCUCCUUUGGUAGAAUCCAGCAGAAGAUGUAAAUUCACAAGGGAAUUGGUGUUUACAAAAAAGAAAACAAUAAUGGAAAUUGGAUUUUGUUAUUCUUACAUGCAGUAAUGUUCCAACAAGGACCAUGAGGGAUACACAGGCUAAAAGUACAUUUUGUUCCAGAGAAAAUGUAAAACAAACCUUCAUGAAAAUCUCUGUCCAUUGUUCCUGCUAAUAAUAACUCUUUGUGUGUGUGUGUUUGUGUGUUUGUUUUGGGCUAGGUUCAUUUUUGCUUGUUUGAUUAAUUGGUUGGCUGGGUUUAAUUUUUAUUGGGGAAGGGGUUGUCUUCAUUUUGCUUUCAUUUAGUUUGUGGGUUUUGUUCAUGUGGCUUCUGCCUCUGCUCUCAGUCUCACCUCUAUAUUUUCAGUCAGAAGUGAAAUAAUUAGAGGUCUCCUCCAUGGCCGCUGUUAUUCAUGAAAUCUACUGCUCUAAAAAGACCUUUGAGAAACUGUUUAUUUUAAAUAAUCACUUCCCAAUUGUCUGUGGCAUUCUAAGACUAUGACACUACCUUCCUCCAACCCCAGCAACAGACCUUGGCUGUGUCCCUCAUGAGAACAGGUCAAAUGAAGAGCCACCUUCGGGGUGUGGUAUGGUAUGAGGCAAUGCCUCUUGGACACAAAUGGUACCCUCUUCAUAAUGGCUUUAUUCCUUUGGAUCCUAUUAAAGAUUCCCUGCAGCUUGUACCAGUGUUUGACCUCUGUGUAUCUCUGUUUCUUCAUCUGUACAGUGGGGAUAAAAAACAGUAAAUAUCUUUAAAUUC
Messenger RNA from Mus caroli (Ryukyu mouse), 6473 nucleotides. It is a transcript of the gene Ptchd1, whose product is annotated as patched domain containing 1. Gene Ontology annotation, cellular component: synapse; plasma membrane. The record is from RefSeq and is a predicted model, not a curated record. NCBI's taxonomy places the organism in Eukaryota, Metazoa, Chordata, Mammalia, Rodentia, Muridae. Gene Ontology annotation, biological process: cognition; chemical synaptic transmission.